Molecule: messenger RNA, 703 nt
Organism: Lytechinus variegatus (green sea urchin)
Lineage: Eukaryota; Metazoa; Echinodermata; Echinoidea; Temnopleuroida; Toxopneustidae
Product: apoptosis-stimulating of p53 protein 1-like
Exons: 5
Coding region: 94-630 (178 amino acids)
Biological process (GO): regulation of apoptotic process; signal transduction
Cellular component (GO): nucleus
Molecular function (GO): p53 binding
Source: RefSeq, a predicted model, not a curated record
CAACACUCUUUUACAGUACAGCUAGCAGUAUAUGUGGGACUGAUCAUUUUACAUCAACUGCUUGUUUCACCUGACAGAAAAAGGUUUCCAAAUAUGGAUCAUAAUGGCCUUCCUGGUCAGAUGAUCUUGAAAGUCUACCUUAGCAACAGCCCAGACACAUUGUCCGAUGUGCCCAUCACCCCUGAGACGAGAUGCCGUGAUGUGGUGGAGUUCUGCAGGGAAGCGGGAGAGGUCCAGUGUCAUCUGGCAGAGCUCUGGAGAGGAUGUGAACGUCCUAUUGACGAUGAAGAGAAGAUCUAUGAUAUUCUGCAGCAGUGGGGAAUUCAUCGCAAUGAGGUCAAGUUUUUCUUGAGGCAUGAAGGAGCCAACUCGGAUGAACAAGGGAGGAGAUCAAAGAAGAAAACAACCCUCAGAGAUGGGAGCUCAUCUGAAGAUUUGAAGCUCUGGCCCAUUUUCCCCGCUUCCAAGACAAGUCACCAGAUACCCCACGCUCCGAAUCGACCUGUUCCCCCGCUCUUCCUCUUUCCUGCUUCCUCCCUCCUCCCAACAAUAGCAUUAUACCAGCCAGCGCAACAGCACAGCAGCCACCCAGACCUCUCCCAUUCUUCAACCCCGCAUCAGCAGCGCUAAGAGGAGCGCUAACAGAGCUCUCAAUUACACUAAAGAGGCAGCAGUGCUUUGAUUACUCUAUACCUUGGUGCCU